CAUAAAUAGAGCAAGGCAAUGACUUUGUAGAGUAGCAUUUCCAGCACUGAGCCAUUAGCUCCUACAGUGAGACAAGCUCAGCUGAUCCCAGCGCCUGUGCCAAAAACUUCCCAGCCACAGCAGCAGAGAUGUGUGAGGAGGAGUACUGCAAGGAAAAGAUCAUUGAGAUGAGAAAAAAGCACAUUGGGCCUUCGUGCAAAGUGUUUUUUGCAAAUGACCCUAUCAAGAUUGUGCGUGCAAAAGGACAGUACAUGUUUGAUGAAAAAGGAGAGAAAUACUUGGACUGCAUAAAUAAUGUUGCUCAUGUUGGUCAUAGUCACCCAGAAGUAACCAAGGCUGCUUUGAAACAGAUGGAAUUGUUAAACACCAAUUCUAGGUUUCUACAUGACAACCUUGUCCGGUAUGCUGAGUGUCUUACAGCCACCCUUCCUGAGAAGCUUUCAGUCUGCUAUUUUGUCAACUCAGGCUCAGAAGCCAAUGACCUUGCACUGCGUUUGGCACGACAGUACAGUGGCCAUCAGGAUGUCAUAACUCUUGAUAAUGCUUACCAUGGCCAUGUAACCUCCCUAAUUGAUAUUAGUCCCUAUAAAUUCCAACAGCUGGGAAAGGAUGCACAGAAGGAGUUUGUACAUGUGGCUCCUUCUCCUGAUACUUACAGAGGAAAGUACAGGGAAGAUCAUACAGACCCUGCAUUAGCUUAUGCUAAAGACGUAGAGGACAUCAUUAAGGAGGUUCAUAAGAACAAGCGUCAGAUUGCUGCUUUUAUUGCUGAGUCCAUGCAGAGUUGUGGAGGUCAAAUAAUCCCACCAGCAGGCUACUUCCAGAAAGUGUCAGAGUUUGUCCAUAAAGCAGGGGGAGUCUUCAUAGCAGAUGAAGUUCAGGUCGGCUUUGGAAGAGUCGGUAAACAUUUUUGGAGUUUCCAACUACAAGGAGAUGAUUUUGUACCAGAUAUUGUCACCAUGGGGAAGCCAAUAGGCAAUGGGCACCCAAUGUCUUGUGUUGUAACAACGAAAGAAAUUGCAGAAGCCUUUGGGGCAACUGGAAUGGAAUACUUUAAUACGUUUGGAGGAAAUCCUGUAUCCUGCGCAAUUGGACUAGCUGUGCUGGAUAUUAUUAAAAAAGAAGAUCUCAGAGGGAAUGCGACCAGAGUAGGGAAUUAUUUGACUGAGCUACUGAAUGAGCAGAAACAAAAGCACCCAUUGAUAGGAGACAUCAGAGGAGUUGGCUUGUUUGUUGGAGUAGAUUUGGUUAAGGACAGACUGCUUAGAACUCCUGCAACUGCUGAGGCCCAGCAUAUAAUAUAUAAAUUAAAAGAAAAGAGAAUCCUACUGAGUGCUGAUGGCCCUUACAGAAAUGUUCUGAAAUUCAAGCCUCCAAUGUGCUUUACCAAGGAGGAUGCUAAACUGGUUGUAGAUGAGAUUGAUAAAUGCCUUACAGUUCUUGAAAAGGCAAUAGAAGGCCAAUCAAAUUCUGGUAUACAUGAAAAAACCCCAGCCAAGAGAAAGGUGCAUAAUGAAAAUUCAGGAGACACUAACACAAAAGAAGAGGAAACAUGUACCAGCAGCUUACGAGAAAGCAACCUAAAUGACAAUGCCUACAGACAAAGCAACGGACUGCAUCCUGGGAGCCCCAAAGUCACACGUAAAAGAAUAAGAACAUAGAGGAGGUUUCUGAGUUCAGAAUCUUCAAACUGUUGCUGCCUUCCUAUUCUAACAACUCUAAAUUUUGCCUGCUGGGGGGGGGGCUACUGAGCAACAGUAACAAACAAAGAUGCUUGGUCUAGUCUGGCGAAGGGUUGUUAAAUUUGAUUUGCCAAUGAAUUUUAGGGGUUUAUGUGGUGCAUCCUUUUUUAUUUUUUUUUAUUCUGUAUUUGCAGUUUCAGUAUAUCAUAUUGGAAUGGAAUCUUUUCCCAUGUUUUAAUGGCUUAGAUUUAAGAUGCAGUUUAAAAGACCUCAGCAUGCUGAAUGUACUGAGCAUGCUAUGUACAAGAAAAUUUUAAGCCGUUUCCAACUGUUUAGAUACACCAAGAUUUUAGCUCUUGCUCAAAUAAGUAACCCUUUUCCACUCGCUACAUUAUUUUACUUUUUAUUAGGGGUCCCUACAGAUCUGAUGUAGCAGCCUGAAAUCCCUGUGUACAUGAUUCCUAUAUCCCUUUUACUUGAAUAUGAGCCCCAUGGAAUAGCAUAAGGGGGCAUUUUCUCACUGCCUAUGGUAUUUUCUUUUUUGUCAACAUACAAGGUGCUAUAAUGUUUUAUAUUUUAAAAUGAGAAGCUACAUGGGGGAUCAGCAGUUUUCUUAAAUAGCAAAAAAUGGACUUUAAUGUGCAUAAAACUAGGUAAACAUGCGUAUGCUUCUUUUCUUAAAGUGUCAGAACAUUUCAGAUGUAUAACAGCACUUGACAAGAAUGACUAUGAAAGAGUGCCAGAAGAGCAGAUAUCCAUAAUCACAUUAUACCAGAUCCUACUGCUUGGCUAAAUCCAUGCCAUGCAUAUCUACAGUAUAUCAUUUGUUCUCUAUAAACUAGAUUCAAAACAUAAUAAGAAAUAAAAGCUUAUUCAUUAAA
Messenger RNA from Xenopus tropicalis (tropical clawed frog), 2563 nucleotides. It is a transcript of the gene etnppl, whose product is annotated as ethanolamine-phosphate phospho-lyase. Gene Ontology annotation, molecular function: ethanolamine-phosphate phospho-lyase activity; pyridoxal phosphate binding. The transcript is spliced from 13 exons. Lineage: Eukaryota; Metazoa; Chordata; Amphibia; Anura; Pipidae. The coding region runs from base 129 to 1661 and encodes 510 amino acids. The record is from RefSeq and is marked provisional. Gene Ontology annotation, cellular component: mitochondrion.